Messenger RNA from Vespula vulgaris, 2235 nucleotides. RefSeq lists its product as uncharacterized. The transcript is spliced from 6 exons. The coding region runs from base 538 to 1788 and encodes 416 amino acids. The record is from RefSeq and is a predicted model, not a curated record. Gene Ontology annotation, biological process: signal transduction; positive regulation of epidermal growth factor receptor signaling pathway; positive regulation of fibroblast growth factor receptor signaling pathway. Lineage: Eukaryota; Metazoa; Arthropoda; Insecta; Hymenoptera; Vespidae.
UAGUUAGUUCUGGCGCAGCGCUCGUCGCGUGCACUUCGAAUGCGCUCCGCGUUCGUUCAUCUUCAUCUCUCUUUUUCUGUCUCUCCCUCUCUUGCUUUCUGUGUCGCUUCAUACAUAUAUAUAUAUACAUACGCACAUAUAUAUGUAUAUAACUUGCUCUCGCUUUGUCUAUCAUUAUUUCUCUUUCAUAUAUAUUUUUUUUUUUUUAUUUCGAAAAGAAUAUGUUCAGCUUAACGAUCGUUCUUAUUUCUACGUGAUAAAAGGAAAGAGAAAAAGAGAGGUAACGCUUGAAAGAAUUCGUGAAUUUUGUGACACGUGAUAUGAUUAUCGUCUCUCAGUGCUUGUUUGUGUUCUUAUCAUUCGAUUUCUUCGUUAAUUCUAAUUCGAUUGGAUUGUGAACUUGCUUCGAUGAUUAAUUUAAAAUGAUUCUUCAUUGUCGUUGAAAGGGAAGAAUUUUUCUAACUUGUUUCUUGUCCUCCGUUCGUUAAAACACGACGAUAUAUAUUUGUAAAAGUAAGAUCGUGAUUAAAAAAAAAGAUGUUGAAGCACGUGUCGGUGUCGCCAUGGAGAGGGCGAGCAGACAGCGUGAGUCUCUCUUCGAGCGGGGGUGCGAGUAGUUGCGGAAGCGGAAGUCCAACCCCUGGUCACACGCCACCACCGUCGAGAGCAUCCUCCUGUGCGUCUUUAGCACCCUUGACCGCUCUCUCGAGUUUUUCUCCGGCUGAUACAGCACCACAACAGACGACCAUAAAGGUGUAUGCAAAUUGUCUACGACCAGAUAUCGAGUACAAAACCCUGAGCAUUACUUAUGAGACAACGUGUCGCGAGGUUGUUCAAAAUUUGUUAAACAAAUACCGUAUGAGGCACCGUGACCCAAGACUUUUUUACAUGACCAUGGAAGUUACAGUAAGAAGGGCCAAUGUACGUACGAUUUUGCCACUCGACGAGGAUGCCAGACCUGCUGUACUUCAAUCUUGUCAUCCACGAGGCGAUUCCAGAUUUUCUUUACAGACACGUCGUGGUGGGCUUGUGAAAAUAUACGAUAGUGCUCUCAUGUCUGGCUCAAAGUACAAGAGUCUGCUCGUUUCCGAACAGACCACCGUGGACGAACUGAUCCAGAUGUUAUUGAGUUGCUAUAGUUCGAAAGAACGGGUCGAACAAUUUUCUUUAUACGAAGUCUGUGAAGGGGAGGAAUACCAGAGGAAACUUCAUCCAGAUGAUUCACCUCUUAAAGUUACGCAACGAUGGACGAGCGCGGAUAGACACUUACGUAUACGACGUAAUCCCGAUUAUAAUCCACACAGGAGAAAGAGUAUGUGGGCGUCGGACUCGAGUAUCAGUAUGGCGAUGUCGCGGCUAAAUCUUCAUGGUGAUCAUCGUCAUUAUUCACAGAGCGAAAACAAUAAUCAUCUUCUUCUUCAUCAGCAUACCAAUAACAAUAACAAUAAUCACAAUAACAACAACAAUCAUCACAAUCACAACAACAACAACAACAAUAAUAAUAAUAAUAACAAUACGAGUACUACGAACAACAAUGUUCACAAGCUCGAUCAGCAUCAUCAUCAUCAUCAUCAUCUAUCAUUAGGUUCGAUCAAUCAACAAUCCAGAAUAGUUGUGCCGCAUACAACGCAAUUGCCACCAUUGCAAUUGUCGCGUGUGCAACAACAACAGCAACAACAACAACAACAACAACAACAAUUGCCUCUGAGUGUCCCUUCAACGCCGAUCUCCUCGAAACACGUUUCAACAGCUGCUUAUAAUGAUUAUGAAAAUUAUCUCUUCAUAUGAGUGAUUAUUAACGAACGAUCAUACUCGUUCGUUUUUACUAAAAUAUACUCUCAUUUCGUAUGUAAUGAGAGAGAUAUAAUAUUCAUGAGAGAUUACGAUGUAGUACAAGAAUUCUUUAAUGUUAAGAAGUUAACGUUAUUACCUGAUUUAUACUUAAAAUUGCAUUCUUUAUUUACGUUAGACGUUACACGUAACGCAUUCGUCGUUGUUCCUUUUCAAAGCGAUCUAAGAAAAGAUCUGUCGAUCUUUUCUGUUUCUACCAAAAAAGAAAAGAACAAGAAAAAAAAAAAGAAAAAAAAAGAAUAAUCGAUAAUUAUCAAAGAACAUGGUCGACAUUCAUUAUGCUACGAAACAAAGAGAAUCACGAUUGUAGUCAGUAGAAGAGAAAAAUUGUACCAAAGGUAGAUCUACGAAAUGAUUAAUAAAAAGAAAAAAAAAAAGAAAAAA